Molecule: messenger RNA, 3283 nt
Organism: Neocloeon triangulifer
Lineage: Eukaryota; Metazoa; Arthropoda; Insecta; Ephemeroptera; Baetidae
Gene: Dis3l2
Product: DIS3-like exonuclease 2
Exons: 14
Coding region: 271-3072 (933 amino acids)
Biological process (GO): miRNA catabolic process; mRNA catabolic process
Cellular component (GO): exosome (RNase complex); P-body
Molecular function (GO): 3'-5'-RNA exonuclease activity; RNA binding
Source: RefSeq, a predicted model, not a curated record
UUCACAGCUGGACAGAUUUUUCUUGUUCUCCGAGCAGAAUCGCAGAUUAGGUGAUCAAAAUUGCGUCGUUUCGCGAGAUCGAUGAACAAUGUUUCUGCGAAUUCGGCUGUAAAUUUUGGUGCUUCACCCGAGGAAAUAAUUUAUCUUUUCAUCUCGCUCUCUUUUGAUCGCGUAAUCUCGUCGGCCGCUUUUGGCUUUUGAUGGUCUCGCUUUCCAGCCAGAUUUUUAUAUUUUCUUUUAUUCUGUUAGAUUUCAUCAAUUGCAAGUGCCAUGAGCUCGACUGCGAAUUGCAUUGAGACGGAAAACGCCGUCUGCGAAGAGCGGACCAGCGAGGAAGAAGCCUCGGACGCCCAAAAACCAAAGAAAAAGACGCGGCGGGGCCGGAAAAAUAAAAACAAACUCUUCUCCUUAGAAAAACUGCAGCAAGAUGCUCAUGAUAGAUCAAAUGUGGACUGCGUCAUCGAAGCAAUUCGAAAAGUUGCCGUGUCCGGUUGCGAGAUGUUGGACGUCGUUCUUGGCACAGAAACUAAUGUUGCAUUGCCUAACAUAGAAAAAGAGGAUCCCGGUGCAGCUGGCUUGGAAAAGUACUUUGCUGAAGAAAUCGAGCAAAUCGAAAACCAGAGCAAAUCGGGAGAAUCUCCUGCCAAACCCAAGAGGAGACCCAAGGCCAAAAAGUCUGCCUCAGGGACCAUUGUUGAAGGUUCUGCCAUUAUUGAGAUUCAGCCUGCUGAGGAAGCAUUGGAAUUUGAAAAGCAGAAGAAGAGGAAACCGAGAAGCAGAAAGAAGAAGGAGGUUAUUGGGACGGUUGAGGAAAAGGAGCAGCAAGAGGUGAACAAGAAAAAGAAAACAGCAGAGGGGAAGGAGAACCAGUUGGGGGAAAGUCCGAGCAAAUCGCCCAGAAAGGGAAAAGGGGCAAAAUCGAGAUCGCCGAGAAAAAGCUCAGGAAUGGACAACGAAAAGUUUCCUGACUAUUGGCAGGAGGAAGUUGUCAAGUCUGCCCUGAAAGAAGGAACUCUGAUCAAAGGGACUCUGCGAAUAAACAAGAAAAACUUCAAGGAAGGCUACAUCAAGAACCCAGAGGGUGGGCUGGACAUUUUCCUGGACGGGGUGAAGGCCAGGAACAGGUCUCUCGAAGGGGACGAAGUUGCUGUCAAAAUCCUGCCUGAAGAAAACUGGAAGAAUCUCGGAGAACGAGGUGUCCAGAAGUCAGGGGAGGUUAUUUUCAUCCUGCUGAAAAUGCACCACCGCAAGACUGUGGGCUGCCUGAAGCCUCUGCAGCACAAGAACUCGCCCUUUGCCCUGCUGGUGCCCCGAGACUACCGAAUGCCUCGCAUUCGAAUCCCCGUCUCGCAGUGUCCGCCCAACUUUGACAAAAAUCCGGACAUGGUUUACCAAGCUGAGAUUUCCCUUUGGCAAAACACGACCUACGCCUUUGGGAACUUGCUGAAGCUGAUCGGAAUGCCGGGCACCAUCGAAGUGGAAACCCAGAGCAUUUUGCUGGACAACGGUCUCGACGUCACUCCGUACGAUCCCUCCUUCAAUCAGUACUUCCCUUCGCAACCAUACAAAAUUCCCGAGGAGGAAUUCAAGUACAGAGAAGACUUCAGAAAGCAGUGCAUUUUCACAAUCGAUCCAGCCACGGCAAGAGACUUGGACGACGCAGUUUCCUUUCGAAAACUGGAAGGGGAGGAGGGUUUCGAGAUAGGGGUGCACAUUUCGGACGUGGCGCACUUCCUCACCGAAAACACCCCUCUGGACGAAGAAGUUGGACAAAGAGCCACAACCACCUACCUAGUGCAAUCAGUUUUUCACAUGUUGCCGGUGGAGUUGUGCAGGUUGUGCUCUUUGACCCCCGGGGAGGACAAACUGGCCUUCUCCGUCUUGUGGAAAGUGAAGCCGGACUGUUCCAUCGGAGAACCGCGCUUCACCAGGUCCGUGAUUCACAGCUGCUGCCAAAUGUCCUACGAACAUGCUCAAGCAAUCAUAGAGGCGCCUGACGACAAGGUGUGGACUGAGGAGGAAAUGCCCAAAGUGCACCCUCCGCACUCAGUCAAGGACGUGGUCAACGUUGUCAAAGGUCUGCGGCCGAUCGCACUGAAACUUCGGGCGGGCAGGUUUGAAAACGGCGCGUUGAGGAUUGACCAGCCCAAAGUUUCCUUCCGGGUGGACGCCGAGACGGGGCUGCCGUCCGAGUUCAACAUUUACCAAAACAUGGAGUGCCAUAGAUUGAUCGAGGAACUGAUGCUGCUGGCCAACAUGGCCGUGGCCAACCACCUCUUCAACCACUUCCCGGACAUUGCGAUGCUCCGCAGCCAUCCACCCCCUCAUGACAAGCUGAUGGAGGAACUGAGCAAUUCGCUGAAACCUGCCGGCAUCGAUCUGGACGUCAGUUCCUCGGCGGCCAUCCACGCCUGUCUGGAGAAGUUUUUGGCCCAGGAGGAUGUGGAGACCAAGGCCAUCGGCUACGGACUGUCCGCUCUCUUGGCCAAACCGAUGGCGAGAGCUAAGUACUUGUGUUCGCAAGACACGCAGGCCGAGGACCAGUGGCACUACGCCCUCAGCGUGCCCCUUUACACCCACUUCACCUCCCCCAUCAGGCGAUACGCCGACGUCGUCGUGCACCGACUUUUGGCCGCCUCUCUCCAGUACACGCCCCACCCAGGCUGGGACCCUGACCACGUCGCUCAAAUGGCCAGCGUUUGCAACGGGAAGAAGUGGUCGGCCAAAACGGCAGGCGAGAAGAGCAUCGAGUUGUUCCUGGCCCUGUACCUGGGCAUGCACGGGGCCAUGGUGGAGGAGGCCGUCGUCCUCAGCGUCAUGGACUACAGCCUGGACGUCCUCGUCCUGCGAACAGGCUCCACCCACCGAGUGUACACAAAUAAAUUCGACGCCAAGGAGGCGAAAAUCGAGCACAAUGUGAAGGAGCGGACGGUCAAAAUCAAUUGGCUCCAGCCCAGCCAAGUCGUACAAACUGUCAAGACUUUUUCCGUCGUCCGUGUGGAGCUGAGCAAGGCGUCUGAUCUCAAGAUCGUGUCCAAACUGGCCAGUCCCGUCUCGGCUGACGAGCAAUAAUCAUCAAGAGGCAUUUUGUUGCAUUUCACACUAGAGGUGGCUGUGCUUUAAUAAGUCAUGUACUUUUCUCUCUUCCGACGUGGCGGUUUAUCAUUGGAAUUUUUAAUCAUGUACUUAAAUUGACAAAAUCUGCAUUGUGAGAUUAAAUUUGAAAAGAUGUUUUGAUAUCAUUUGACUAACUUUAUUAAAGUAAAUUAGAAUUAGAGAAAAA